UUGAAGAUGGCAGUGUGGAUCCAGGCCCAGCAGUUGCAGGGCGAUGCUCUGCACCAGAUGCAGUCUCUGUACGGUCAGCACUUCCCCAUUGAGGUGCGACAUUAUCUGUCCCAGUGGAUAGAGGGCCAGCUCUGGGAUGUCAUAGACCUGGAGAACCCACAGGAGGAGUUCAAGGCCAAACGCCUGCUGGACAGUCUGAUACAGGAGCUGCAGAAUAAGGCUGAGCACCAGGUGGGAGAAGACGGCUUCCUCCUCAAAAUCAAACUGGGACACUACGCCAGCCAGCUCAAGAGCACGUAUGACCGCUGUCCUCUGGAGUUGGUCAGAUGCAUCAAACACAUCCUGUACACGGAGCAGAGGCUCGUCAGAGAGGCUACAAAUUCAAGCUCACCGGUGGGCGGGAUAAUGGACAGCAUGUCGCAGAAAUACCAGCAGAUCAAUCAGGCCUUUGAAGAGCUCCGCCUGAUGACCCAGGACACGGAGAAUGAUCUGCGCAAGCUCCAGCACAACCAGGAAUACUUCAUCAUCCAGUACCAGGAGAGUCUCCGCAUUCAGGCUCAGCUGACCAGCCUGACCACGCUGCCCCCUGCUGACCGACAGCUACGGGAGCCCGCCCUCCUCAGCAAGAGGGCAACUGUGGAGGCUUGGCUGACCAGAGAGGCAAACACACUACAGAAAUACAGACUGGACCUGGCAGAGAAGCACCAGAAAACGCUGCAGCUGUUGAGGAAGCAGCAGACCAUCAUUCUGGAUGACGAGCUAAUCCAGUGGAAGAGACGGCAACAGCUGGCGGGCAACGGGGGCCCGCCAGAGGGAGGCCUGGACAUCCUGCAGUCCUGGUGUGAGAAGCUGGCGGAAACCAUUUGGCAGAACAGGCAGCAGAUCCGGAGAGCAGAGCACCUUAGACAACAGCUGCCCAUCCCCGGCCCCAUCGAAGAGCUCCUCAACGAACUCAACAGUACUAUCACAGAUAUCAUUUCAGCAUUGGUCACAAGCACCUUCAUUAUCGAGAAACAGCCUCCACAGGUGUUAAAAACCCAGACCAAGUUUGCCGCCACAGUGCGCCUCUUAGUGGGCGGGAAGCUGAACGUGCACAUGAAUCCCCCGCAGGUCAAAGCCACCAUCAUCAGUGAACAGCAAGCCAAGGCACUGCUGAAGAACGAGAACACGAGGAAUGAUAGCAGUGGAGAAAUUCUCAACAAUAACUGUGUGAUGGAGUACCACCAGACUACAGGCACUCUCAGCGCCCACUUCAGGAACAUGUCGUUGAAGAGGAUCAAGCGGUCGGACAGACGAGGGGCAGAGUCUGUCACCGAAGAGAAGUUCACCAUUCUGUUCGAGUCCCAGUUCAGUGUCGGAGGCAACGAGCUUGUUUUCCAAGUGAAGACGUUGUCACUUCCUGUCGUGGUGAUAGUUCAUGGUAGUCAAGACAAUAACGCCACAGCAACGGUUUUGUGGGACAACGCUUUUGCUGAGCCAGGACGGGUGCCUUUCCUCGUGCCAGAUAAAGUGCUCUGGCCUCAGUUGUGUGAUGCCAUCAAUAUGAAGUACAAGGCCGAAGUGCAGAGUAACCGAGGCCUGUCUGACGAGAACCUGGUCUUCCUGGCUCAGAAGGCCUUCAGCAGCUCCAGCAACAACCCGGACGAUUACCGCAACAUGACAAUGACCUGGUCGCAGUUUAACAGGGAAAGCUUGCCGGGGAGGAACUUCACAUUUUGGCAAUGGUUUGAUGGUGUGAUGGAACUCACAAAAAAACAUCUCAAACCACACUGGAAUGAUGGAGCCAUAUUGGGCUUCGUGAACAAGCAGCAGGCUCAGGACAUGCUGAUGUCCAAACCCAACGGUACUUUUCUCCUGCGCUUUAGUGACUCUGAGAUUGGAGGGAUUACGAUAGCCUGGGUGGCAGAAAAUCCCAAUAAAGCAGGUGAGAGAAUGGUUUGGAACCUGAUGCCCUACACAACCAAAGACUUCUCCAUUCGCUCUCUGGCCGACCGCAUCAGUGAUCUCAAUCACCUCCUCUUCCUCUACCCCGACAGACACAAGGACGAGGUGUUCUCCAAAUACUACACCCCACCACUCUCAAAAGCAGUGGACGGCUAUGUGAAGCCGCAGAUCAAACAAGUGGUGCCUGAGUUUGCUACAGCCAAUCCAGAUCCAACAAGCGGGAACCAAACCUACAUGGAUCACGGCGCGUCCCCGGCACCCGUCAGUCACAUCCACACCUAUGGCAUAUACCCGCCAAUGAGUGACUCCAUGCUGGACACGGAGGGAGACUUUGACCUGGACGACACCAUGGAUGUGGCGCGGCACGUGGAGGAGCUGCUCCGGCGGCCGGUGGAGAGCCACAUGAGAGCAUGCACGUCAGUGACUCUUUAUUUUCAUGUGUGUCUGUAAGUCUGAAACACGGGAGGGUGUUUAUGUCUCUCCCUCGCUCUCACAGGGCUAUUUCUCACGUGUUUUGAACACAGAAAAAUGCAAAGUGAAGCAUUUACCCAGCGCUGCCUGCUUGUCCUCUCAGGUCCCUCUUUCCCCAUCAUCAGUGCUACCUCGCAUUAUUCCACUGACAGCCUUUUUUGUUGUUGUUUUCUGCACCACACUCACACCAGCAGGUAUAGAAGGUUGUUUUUUUGUCGGUUUUUUCCCCCCCUGCUCUCGUUGACUUGUGUGCAGAAGUUUCCUCACACUGCCUGGGCAGUGGAAGUGCACUGGUGGCCUUGCAGUGUGAGGGAAGAAUGGGUCGUUUUCACAUUGUGCAGUGACGGGCUUUGCUGUAACCACCGGCGGAUCAUGGCAGGGAUUCACACUUCAGAUGCUGCGUCGGGACAUUUUUUGGAUCCUGCGUUGGUCCAGGGCGCGACGAACGCAGCAGCGGGAGUCACCGGCGACGCGGCCGCGCUCACUCCCACCGGCACCCGCGCGUACUUGGAGGUGUCUGCCGCCCUCCAGGGCUACGGGGCCGAGGGAGUUUACACCAAUGGACGGUACAGGGAUCACAGCAGUCCGAGGAUCGGGAGUGGCAGCCGCGACAAUUCCGCCGAGAGAAGUCAGGGAGCUGGAAACACACCAUGCGGCAUCAUGAAGGAUGGUUCCAAACAGAGGCAGGUGAGGAAAAAGACGGUGUCUUUCAGCACAAUGCCAAGUGACAGGAAGAUCAACAGCACAGCUGCUUGCAUGGCCUUCAUGAUGGAGGGUUGUGAGAUGAAGAAGGUGCGCUCCAACUCACGCAUGUACAACCGAUACUUCCUGCUGGACCCAGAUAUGCACUGGCUCCGCUGGGAGCCAUCCAAGAAAGACUCAGAGAAGGCCAAACUGGAGAUCAAGAGCAUUAAGGAGGUCCGUUUGGGAAAGAAAACUCCUGUUUUGCGCAGCAAUGGUCUCUCAGACCAGUUCCCUGAUGAGUGCGCCUUCUCAAUCAUCUAUGGGGAUAACUAUGAGUCAUUAGACCUUGUUGCCAGUACUGCAGAUGUUGUCAGCACCUGGGUGAUGGGCCUGCGGUAUUUGGUGUCUUAUGGCCGGCACACUGUUGACAUGGCGGAGCCCAGCCAACCAAGUCUACGAACAUCAUGGAUUGGCUCAGUGUUUGAGCUAGCAGAUUCAGAAAAGGAAGGGCACAUAGAUUUGUUUAGGGCCACCCAGAUAAUCAAGGGGCUCAACCCUGGAAUGAAAGAGUCAAGGAUAGAGUUGAAGUUCAAGGAACUCCAGAAAGCUAAAGACCAAUAUGGAGAGGCAAUAAACAUGGACACCUUUGUGGAGGCCUAUUGUGAGCUCUGCACACGGCCAGAAAUUUUCUUUCUACUGGUGCAGUUCUCCAGUAAUAAGGAGUAUCUGGACAGCAAAGAUUUAAUGUUAUUUGUAGAGGUGGAGCAGGGUGUAGAAGGUGUAACGGAGGACAUGUGCAGUGAUAUUGUUCAUAAGUUUGAGCCAUCCGCUGAAGGUAGGGAAAGGGGAUACCUCUCCAUUGACGGCUUUACACACUACCUCCUCUCCUCUGAAUGCCACAUCUUUGACCCACAGCACAAACGUGUGUGCCAGGAUAUGACCCAGCCUCUGUCCCACUACUACAUCAACUCCUCACAUAAUGCCUCCCUUCUGGAAGACCAUUUCUGGGGUUCGUCAGACAUCAGCAGCUACAUUCGAGCUCUGAAGAUGGGCUGUCGCAGCAUUGAGGUCAUUGUUUGGGAUGGCCCUGAUAAUGAGCCAGUGGUAUAUGUGGGUAGUUCUGUUGCAUCACAGCUAGCUUUCUCUAAAGUCCUUGACAUUAUAAACCAAUAUGCUUUUGAGAGCUCUGAGUAUCCCCUGAUUCUCUGUGUGGUGACCCACUGCUGCAUCCCACAGCAGAGGGUCAUGGCACAACAUAUAAAAAAGAUUCUUGGCGACAAGCUGUAUGUGAAUCCCCCAAACAAAGAGGAAAAUUAUCUACCUUCCCCUGAGAAACUCAAAGGAAAAAUCCUCCUUAAGGGUAAGAAGCUUCCACCCAAUUGCGUAGAUCCUGAGGGAGAUGUGACAGAUGAAGAGGAGGGUUUGGAAAUGUCCCGAAGAUUCGGAUCUGAUGAGAAGGACCAACUAAAUGGCUUAGGCUUCAAGAGACUCAGACUGUGCAGGGAGAUCUCUGAUCUUGUUUCUCUCUGCAAAUCAAUACAGUUCAGGGACUUUGAGUUCUCUAAAAGGGACCAAAAACACUGGGAGAUUUGCUCUUUCAAUGAGGUAGAUGCAAACAGGUUUGCCAAUGAGUUCCCAGAGGAAUUUGUCUGUUACAACAAGCGCUUUCUCUCAAGGGUUUAUCCCACACCUAUGAGAAUUGAUGCCAGUAACAUGAACCCGCAGGAUUUCUGGAAGUGUGGCUGCCAGAUUGUGGCCAUGAACUACCAAACCCCAGGCUUGAUGAUGGAUCUCAACCUUGGCUGGUUCAGGCAGAAUGGAAACUGUGGGUAUGUUUUGCGGCCAGCCAUUAUGAGAGAGGAGGUGUCCUACUUCAGUGCCAAUGCACGGGACUCCCUGCCAGGGGUUUCUGCACAGCUUCUUCACAUCAAGGUCAUCAGUGGGCAGAAUCUGCCCAAACCUCGUGGCUCUGCUGCUAAGGGUGAUGUGGUGGAGCCCUACAUAUAUGUGGAGAUCCAUGGCAUCCCAGCUGACUGUGCUGAGCAAAGAACCAAGACUGUGUCCCAGAAUGGCGACAAUCCUAUUUUUGAUGAAAGUUUUGAAUUCCAGAUCAACUUACCAGAAUUAGCAGUACUGCGCUUUGUGGUGCUCGAUGAUGACUACAUUGGAGAUGAGUUCAUUGGGCAGUACACCAUCCCAUUUGAGUGCCUACAGCCAGGCUAUAGACAUGUUCCCCUACAAUCUCUUACAGGAGAGUUCCUACUCAAUACCACCUUGUUCGUCCAUGUAGCCAUCACCAACAGGCGGGGUGGAGGAAAGGCACAUAAGAGGGGACUGUCUGUCAGAAAGGGUAGGAAGGCCCGAGAGUACACCACCACCAAGACCACAGGGAUCAAAGUAGUAGACGAGCUGUUUAGAGCAUCCACUCAGCCCCUGAGGGAGGCCACAGACCUUCGAGAGAAUGUGCAGAAUGCCUUGGUGUCCUUCAAGGAACUGUGUGGCCUGACCCCGGCGGCCAACAUGAAGCAGUGUAUCCUCACGGUGUCUACAUGGCUGAUGAACAGUGAGCGGUCACUGAGGGUCACGGUGGACCUGAGCGAGGCCUACCCCACCAUGGAGGCUCAGGGUCCGGUUCCUGAGCUGCUGCGCAAAGUGCUCACCGCCUAUGACAUGAUGAUCCAAACCACCAGGACGCUAAUCGAGUCAGCUGAUGUGGUCUACUCCAAGCUCACACAAGCACAACGUGCAGGUCUGGACUUCCACGAGGACCUGCAUCGCAUCGGAGCAAAGGAGGGACUGAAAGGCCGCAAACUCCAGAAAGCCAUGGAGAGCUACGCGUGGAACAUCACUGUGCUCAAGGGCCAGGCAGAUCUGCUGAAGCACGCUAAGAGCGAGGCGGUGGACACGCUGCGUCAGAUCCACUGUGCAGCUCAGUCCUGUGGCCUCAGUAAAAACGGAGCCGCUUCCCCUCCGCUCCAGCACCACCCUCACCACCAGCCCCCGCAGGUCCAGAUCCAGCAACAGCCUCAGGCCAAGCCCCACCCUCUGCCGCCUCCGCCAGUGCACCAGUCCCAAAUGCUGCCCCAGUCCCAGAUCACACCCCCUGCCUAUCUCCAUCCCUUUCCCCAGCCACAUCCCCUGCUCCCGGCUGUCCCUCUGGUCCAGACUGUUUUAAAACCACCGGCUUAUUCCCAGCCCCCGCCCCUACCUCAGUCACACUUCCAGUUCCAGAGCCAGCAGCAGAGGGGCGCAGCACCUCUCGACGCCAAGCCUGACAAAGACAUGGUCAGCGGUGAUCUGGCGGGAUCCUGCUGACCCGCAGCCUGUGCCCACAGAGAGUCCUACCCAAAGAGAGACACGGAGAGCGAGGGAGAGGUGGAGAAGCAGACGGGUGUACAAGGGAAGCAGGUGGUUAGUGGUGAAAGGGAGACGGAGGCGGUAACGGGAAGAGUUAACGAGGCGACGAUGGCGAGGAAGACUCGCCGCGUUAGAAGUGAGACCCAAGUGUAACAGGAGGAGCUUGAGGAGAUGAGAAGAAGGGGAUCUUUAUUCUCCUCUUCCACCUGAGUCAGAAGGUUGUAGGGUUCAGUAUAGUUGGAUCAGUACGUUGGAUUUCCAUGUCUCUCUCUGGGCAGUGCCAGUUACAUCCUUCACUAUGUAUUCUAGCUCUGUGGGUACAGGCUUUACCUCUCAUCGGCUUUAAAAGCCACAUAUUUGCCUUUUCUUUUCUUUUCUUCUUCUUAUUUUCAAGACUCCUUGGCAUGUCUUUGAGGUUCCUCUUGUUUUUUUUUUGGUUUUAAUUUCUUCAUGUCCAUGCUCUUCCUCCUUUGUCUUAGACGUAAAGCUAGGAGCCAGGAACACCUGACUCCUUUUUUUUUUUAAAGUAAGAGGAUACUAUGUUCAUUUUUAAGUGCACAAAGUAGAGCAGCUUGUCUAGGCCGAGCUCUGUAGGAGUCGCAGACGACUAUUUCAGCACAAACCAGGGAACUGUAGAGCUAACAUAGGAAAACAACACUUAACAUUCCAGCACAGUAACAAUAUAGUAAUAGUGUGGUCAUUGUUUGGAUAUAUAUCUUUGUAAUAGGGACGUUAUUUAAUUGUAAUACCUUGAUGAUAACAAUGGAAAGUGUGUUUAGGUCAUAAAAGCAGUUGAAUUUCAGCAUUAUAAUAUGAUAAUCAUCCAUUUUGAACCAAAUUAGAUGAAAAGUCAAAUCUGAUUUCAUCUGUAAAGCCUAAAUGUGACGUACAUGCUUCACUAAGCACAGGUGUGUGCAGAGUCAUGUGACCAGGACGUCUCCCAUGCAGUUGGAGCAUAAUGUUGUUGAAGUUGCUCGUUAUAGCCUUAGACUGAAUAUUAAAAACACAGUCUUGCAUUUGGAAAAGUGAAGGACAGGAAAUAUGAUGGAAGUAGCAUUUAAGCCUCCAGGGGGCGACUGGUUGCAAACGGAAGUCUCCAGGAGGAUGAGCCUAGCCCUCGCUUCUAUCAUUAGUGUCAGGAUUUCUUCAACAUCACGUGAUUUGUCAACUUUGUAAGUUAUUUUCCCAUUUGGAGGAAAUUAGAAGAUUUAAACUUUAUUGUGAGAGUAGAACACUGUGUCCAUUUCAUAUACAUCUCCGGUUAUAGCUUGGUGGAAUAUGAAUGUCUUAAAACCGAUACCUGAAAUUCAAGGUUGGGAUUAUCAGUAUCCUGGACAUUACAUGGUAUUACUGUAACAAGCUGGAAAUUGCAUUAACAACGAGACGACUUUGCCAUAACAUUACCGAAUUAAGACAAACUAUCACCACAUUGUUACAGCGUUGUUACUGCAAUGUAACGUUAAGUGUUACCCAACCUUCAGACGUAGAUGUGUGCAGUCACACCAAUGCUCCGCGUGCAUCCCUUGCUGGCGUAAAACGUUCCAUCAACACAUCUUCAGUGUCAUUCCUUGUGUAUUUAUGUUCUUCACCAUCAUAGGAGUUGUGUGUGUGUGUGUGUGUGUGUGUGUGUGUGUGUGUGUAUGACGUAUGUAUGAUGUGUGUUGGUGUUUUAGUUCCUGUGGUGGAACUAACCCACAUCCUUAAAGCCAAUCACAACUGGAAUAUCUGACCCUGCCUCUUAUAGGUAAAAGGUCAUCAGCAUUAUGGUACUGCUGUCAGUAACAAACACAAAAAAAUAAAAAAAUACACACAAAAUAAAGUAAAUAUAGAUGUAUAUUGUAUGUAAAGUGUACGAAGGGAAAAAUAUAUUGCGAUAAUAACUCGUGCUGACAGCCAUUUAACGAUUCAUAUUAUGAUAAUUGUUGUUGUUAGUUCUAUUGAUAUUCUUUUGUAACCUUAUUUCCACAUGUAGAGUGAUUUUGACACCUGCGCUGUUGUGUGGUGCAGUGCAGGACAGCCAGUGCAUGUGGGACUAGUGCGAGGGAUGACGGCGUCGUUCCACGACGCGAGGGUCCAACAGUGGCCUGACGUGAGUGUGGAUUCUGUAAGAGUUCCUUUCAGUGGCCCAUUAAAACUGGCUUCAUUGUUAA
This is a messenger RNA of Solea solea (common sole), 8606 nucleotides long. RefSeq names its product phospholipase C like 5 (gene plcl5). NCBI's taxonomy places the organism in Eukaryota, Metazoa, Chordata, Actinopteri, Pleuronectiformes, Soleidae. Gene Ontology annotation, molecular function: DNA binding; phosphatidylinositol-4,5-bisphosphate phospholipase C activity; DNA-binding transcription factor activity. Gene Ontology annotation, biological process: intracellular signal transduction; lipid metabolic process; regulation of DNA-templated transcription. The record is from RefSeq and is a predicted model, not a curated record. The transcript is spliced from 26 exons.